Messenger RNA from Acanthochromis polyacanthus (spiny chromis), 1089 nucleotides. It is a transcript of the gene zp3d.2, whose product is annotated as zona pellucida glycoprotein 3d tandem duplicate 2. Gene Ontology annotation, cellular component: extracellular matrix. Gene Ontology annotation, biological process: egg coat formation; binding of sperm to zona pellucida; positive regulation of acrosome reaction. Lineage: Eukaryota; Metazoa; Chordata; Actinopteri; Pomacentridae. The record is from RefSeq and is a predicted model, not a curated record. Gene Ontology annotation, molecular function: acrosin binding.
CCAAACUAAUGCAGAAUGAUAGUGCUACUAAGUAUGGUCAACAUACGCCAAUUUAUAUUUGAUUUUAGGACAUUAUUGAUUUUUAACAGUUACCUCGAACUCCCCAUGUUUGUGGACUCCAGGCAGCCGCUGGUGCAGAAAGAGCACUUCUCUCCAGUCAAAGGCACCGGGCAGGAGUCCCUCCCUGGGCCGCUGCGGGAGGUCCUGCUCCCGGUUCGGCCCAGCGCCACCACGCCCAGCGCCUCGGGGGUUUCCGUAGAGACUUCGUGCGAGCGGAGGAAGAUGAGGGUGCAGGUGGAGAGGAGCGUUCUGGGCAGCGGGGACCUCUCCGGGCUCAAACUGGGGACGUGCAGCGUCACUACAUCCACCAAAGAUCACCUUUAUUUUGAGUAUGACUUUUGCAUGUGUGGAACCAAACGCACGAUAAUUGAUAAUCAGGUGGCCUAUACAAACACACUGCGAUAUGACCCACCGAUGCUGCAAGGACCAAUCAGACGAACUGUGCCUUUCGCCGUGCCUGUUGCGUGUUAUUUCAACAGGUACCAAUACUCCUACAAAAUUGGCUACACACCAAAAGUGCAGUUGCGCAAGGUCUUCAAGCAAAUGAAGAACGGAGCAAAGUUCAUUCUGACGCCACGAAAUGCUAAGUUUGAAAGACUCUCUCCAUCAGAUCAGUAUGUCCUGGGGAAACCAUGUACUUUGAGGCCGAGGCCCUGCCCACGGGCCCACGAUGAAAGGCUGUACGUCCACUCAUGUUACGCCACUCCCAAGAGGGUCCCACACCUCCACGCCUCAGUUCCAGUUGUGACAAACUUCGGAUGUAUGGUGGAAAGCAAGGACAGUCGCUCCAGAUUCAUCCCACACAAAAACAACAUUGUGAGGUUCUCUGUGGACGCCUUUCUGUUCAAGGGAAUGAUGGGACAGCUCUACAUGCACUGCACCAUGUCCGUGAGCAGUUCAGUCCCGUCUCCGACAACCAAGUCCUGCCAACUACGACACGAAACCAAGAGAUGGGUUGAGCUGUUUGGACCGGACUCUGUGUGCACCUGCUGUGACUCCAACUGUAGCUCUGCUGCAUCCACUGGGUAG